Molecule: messenger RNA, 1143 nt
Organism: Spea bombifrons (plains spadefoot toad)
Lineage: Eukaryota; Metazoa; Chordata; Amphibia; Anura; Pelobatidae
Gene: CMTM6
Product: CKLF like MARVEL transmembrane domain containing 6
Exons: 4
Coding region: 99-620 (173 amino acids)
Cellular component (GO): membrane
Source: RefSeq, a predicted model, not a curated record
UGAGCCAGCCUGAAGGAGGUGGAGUAGGAAGUGCUCAAAGUACACAGAAAAUCCCCACAGGCAGGAAGAAUAGUCGUCGCUGAACCCCCAGACCGAGCAUGGACACUACGGUAUAUAACUGCACUACGGAACCGGUGGCGAAGACCGGCUUCUGUAACACAGGGCUGCCUCCCGCGAGGCUGUGGCUGAAAGUCCUGCAACUGCUGUUCUCCUUUGUGGCCUUCCUAUGUGAGGAACUGAUCAAGCAUUGUAAAAAUUGCAUCGGCCUCUACUUCUUUGAAUUUGUGAGCUGUAGUGCCACAAUUUUGACCAUUUUUCAAAUCAUUGUAUAUCUAACUCCUUUGAAGAAAAAGGUGAACGAUGAACAUUAUCGCAAAAUUGAUUUCUGGUUGACACUGGGAGUUGGUAUUUUAUUUUUGAUUGUUUCGAUUGCGUUUGCAGCUACAAUGGACAGUGAAACUCUGCCAAAGGUGUCUGUGACCUUUGGUUUUCUUGCAUCUAUAGCAUUUAUUCUGGAGUUUGGGUUUAUGUUGUACCACAAGAGGAACUCUAAUGAAAAGAAACCCCCUGGAAAUGGCAAAGAAGGACAACCACUUAAUCAACAACCUCAAGGCGUUUAAUCGUCCUGCUAUAAUGUAAUAGUGUUCUCUCCUACCGUAUAGCAGGCUUUGUUUAUAAAUCUAAGUCUGAACUUGCAUUUUUAAGUCUGUAUUUCAAGAAAACUAAUUUUAACCCUUACUGAAAUUUUGUGACACACUAUAAGCCAAACCAAUGGUAUCCCAACUAAGGUGAGAAGGGAUUUUCAAAAAAUAUAUAAUCACCAAAGCCAAUCUAGUUUAAUAAAAUAUUUUUAAUAAUGCAUGCCACUCAAGACCUAUAGCCUACAUCCUAUACAAUAUUGUCUGAAGCGUAGAUUAGGAUCAGAGCACAUUUUCAUUUUCAGUGGUUUUUAUUACAUACCUUAGAAGAUAGGGGACUUUUUUAAAUUUUAUUUUAUUUUUUACUGUUACUCCUAUACCUGUAAAUAUAUCUGAUUUGGCCAAAGGCUCUUUACAAUACGGCCACUGAACACGUGUAUCCUAUUUAUUGUGUCUGUACGCUCUAUAUCGGUGUGUAGAAAUAAAAAAAAAAAUAAAUAAAACA